UCACGACAAUAGUUUAGACAAUGCUUCAAGUAGUGCUUCAGAUAGUGAUUCAGGUUGUGAUUCAGGUAGUGAUUCAGGCGGUGCCUCUGGUGGUGGUUCUAGUGGUGCAUUUGGUGGUAGUUCUGAAGAUACUUCUAGUAGUAAAAUCGUAAUAUUAAAAAAUAACAAAAAUAGAUAUGUAAAUAAUUAA
Molecule: messenger RNA, 190 nt
Organism: Racocetra fulgida
Lineage: Eukaryota; Fungi; Glomeromycota; Glomeromycetes; Diversisporales; Gigasporaceae
Source: the annotation of a GenBank genome assembly